GACCAGGGGCAGACUGACCAUUUGGAAACUCGGGCACUGCCCGAGGCCCCGGGGUCAAUAGGGGGCCCCAUGAGAUGCCCUUGGUACCUUUUUCAUAGGCUUUUUUGAGUUUGGGCAAGGACACAGGGGCCCCAUGAUCCCCUAUUGCCCGGGGGCCCCAUGAGUUGUCAGUCCGCCCCUGCUUUGGACUGCCACCCAACUGUGCCCAUCAGUGCCCAUUGGUGCCACCAACCUGUGCCCAUCAGUGCCACCCACCAGGGCCCA
Messenger RNA from Staurois parvus, 264 nucleotides. NCBI's taxonomy places the organism in Eukaryota, Metazoa, Chordata, Amphibia, Anura, Ranidae. The record is from the annotation of a GenBank genome assembly.